CACCCUUUCGUGCUUUUCUUGUUGUAUCUCGGCUGUUGCGAACCAGGAAAUCAUGCGCUGCACAUUUACUGCGCUGGCUACAAUCACUCUUGCGGUUGCUUCGUUACUGUUGUCAAGAACAAUAACUGAGGCCCAUCCGACGCUGAGGAAGCGUGAGCAGCCGGGUGUGCCUGAAACUCCUGAGUUGAAGCUUAAACCGUUGGAAUGGGGCGAUGUUCAGUUCAUUCAUACCACGGACACGCACGGGUGGUUAGCUGGACAUUUGAUGGAAGCAUCUUAUAAUGGCGAUCUCGGCGAUUUCUACUCUUUCGUUGCAAGUGCGCAUGAAAGAACAAGCCAAGCAUUUGAAAAGGGAUUUGUUUGUCGUCGAUACUGGCGACACCCACGAUGGCAACGGACUCAGUGACGUGACAAACCCUUCAGGCAAAGUGAGCCAAGCAAUGCUCAAAAAAAUUCCCUAUGACAUUCUCGCCAUUGGAAACCACGAACUCUAUGUCCACGAAGUCACGGAAGAUGUGUACAACAGUUUCAUGCCAUCCUGGAAUGGUCGAUACUUGGCAUCAAACGUUUACUUUAAAGAUAUCAACAACAACAAGACGGUUCCGCUUGGAAAUAAAUACACCUAUUUCGAAGGUGAAUUCGGCACACGUGUACUAGCCUUUGGUUUCUUAUUCGACUUCACGGGUAACGGAGAUAACUCGGUCGUACAUAAGGUUGAAGACGAAGUACUUGAGCCAUGGUUCACCGAAGCUUUAACGUCGUACACGCCCGAUAUCAUCGCGCUGACGGGGCAUACCGGUAUUCGCUUUGAUGAGUUCAACGUCGCACUUAAGGCAAUCCGUCGGCAUUGUCCUUACAUUCCUAUCGCUGUAAUCGGCGGUCACGUGCACGUGCGCGAUUUCGCUGUUUACGAUGGCUGGGCUGCAGGCAUUGCCUCUGGUCGAUAUUUAGAGACAGUCGGAUUCUUUUCUAUUGAGGGCAUUAAAAAGCAUACACUUUUCAUUGAUAAGCACAACGGUUUCAAUGCUACCGACUUAACGCCAAGCAACCUCACGUUCCAUCGUCGCUACCUCGAUCAAAACCGCAAGACCUACAUAUACCAUGCAGUGAAUGGCAAAGAAAAGAAGUUUGAUACUCCCCUCGGAAAGGAAAUCACAAAAAAUAUCACAUACUGGCGCGAAGAACUUGGCAUUGCACAAGCCCUGGGAUGCUCACCACAGGAUUAUUAUCUGUCUGCAGUAGAGCCAACGAGCGAGAAUAGCAUUUUUAAGCUCACAACCCAAGAGGUUCUACCCAAGGCUGUCGCUGACCCUAAUCGUCCUUACCCUGCCCAAAUUAUCGUCAACAGUGGCAUGUUGAGAUAUGACAUUUACCAAGGCAACUUUACCCUUGACAAUGUCUAUCAAUUGUCACCUUUCGUUGAUCAUUUCUAUUAUAUGCCCGGUGUACCGUAUUAUGCUGCUGCUCAGGUACUAGAUAGACUCAAUGGAGACAAUGCAGCAAGUAACUAUCGACGCAAACGUAGCAUUCAAAUCGUCUAUGACAAUGUGCGUACCUGUGAUCGCCAAUCGAUACGUCAUGAAGCUCGUUUGACGCCAGGAUACACAACGAAGGAUGAUCUUGGUACAGAUGGCGAUGAUACCACACAUAGUGAGAUUUCGUACUAUGAUGCAAAAGCUUUUGUUGGGACAGAUAUGCCUCCUUCUGAUAAUUCAUCGUCACUGGUUGAUCUGGUUUUUGUCGACUUUAUCCAAUCGAUCGUUGAAUCAGUAAUAUAUGAUUUAACUGGUCAAAACUAUACCGUGGAUACUACCUAUGGAAAUCCCAACAUCACAUCAAGCACCAUGUGGAUCGAGUUUGCCGAGAAUCAUUGGGCUGACAACUGUUAAACCUAGCGUUGCCUUGUUUAUCUGUACUAAUGGUAUAUAUAGACACUUAAUUUGAUUACUACCUUUGGCUUGCCUUGUUUUUAUCAUUAUAUGUACAGUUGCUUAUUCAGUAUGUUUCUACAACGUAGUUAAAUAGGAGAAACGCUGACACGUUGCAUAAGUCGCUCUUAUCAUCGAUCAAAUUUGUGAUGUAUUUUGAGCCGUAGGCGUAUAAUGUGCAUGGGAUGAUAUUUAGUACAACAUCCUUGAACUUUCAGUUUAUUUUUUUUUGGUACGGCAAACUCGUUGUUAGUGCCAUAGUCACUGCUUGAUUAUCUAUAAUAGUACAAAUUAGUAUGUAGUUGCUUCAGCUGCUGGCAAAUCAUCGUUGGAUGCUCUUUUU
This is a messenger RNA of Zychaea mexicana, 2271 nucleotides long. RefSeq names its product Metallo-dependent phosphatase-like protein. Lineage: Eukaryota; Fungi; Mucoromycota; Mucoromycetes; Mucorales; Lichtheimiaceae. Gene Ontology annotation, cellular component: cytosol. The coding region runs from base 282 to 1889 and encodes 535 amino acids. The record is from RefSeq and is a predicted model, not a curated record. Gene Ontology annotation, molecular function: hydrolase activity. The transcript is spliced from 10 exons. Gene Ontology annotation, biological process: nucleotide catabolic process.